Abrus precatorius (Indian licorice) is the source of this 1722-nucleotide messenger RNA. RefSeq names its product mitochondrial carrier protein MTM1. The record is from RefSeq and is a predicted model, not a curated record. The transcript is spliced from 11 exons. Lineage: Eukaryota; Viridiplantae; Streptophyta; Magnoliopsida; Fabales; Fabaceae. The coding region runs from base 247 to 1452 and encodes 401 amino acids. Gene Ontology annotation, biological process: mitochondrial transmembrane transport.
AAGGCCAUGUUUGUUAAGAAAAAAAUAGAGGGGAAAAAGGGGCUUUGACAUAAAGCUUUCAAUUAGGCUGAGAAACCCUAGUGUGAGAGUUCAGUGAGUGUGGAAGCUACUGGCUACUGCCGGGGUUUGUUGCAGCAGCGACAACCAAGGUGGGACAGAUUUGAGCGUUUUCUAGGGUUUUUACCGCCGAAAAGGACGUUUCCACUAUUGUCAACAAACGUGGCGCUCUUCUCAUAAGCGCUUACAAUGGCAGAUUCAGAGCGAAUCCAAAAUCCGUGGAUGGCUUCGGAGCAGACUGCAGUUGAAAUGAAUGACAACGGUACGGAUUCUACGCGACGCUUUUCUCCUCCUCCUCCGCCGCAACCAUCCAAUAGCGAUCAAUUGGGAAUCGGAGAACGAGCUUUCUCCGCCGCCGGCGCUGCCUUCCUCUCCGCCAUCAUUGUCAAUCCCCUCGAUGUUGCCAAGACAAGGUUGCAAGCACAGGCCGCAGGGGUUGCAUAUUCUCAUCCGCUCAGUAAUAUGACCAGUCGUAUGUCUUAUUUUGGGCCAAAUAUGAUGUUUGCUGAUCUAAGAUGUUCUCCUUCAUGUCACCGGGCUGGAAUCCAAGGCACAGUAUCAAUUUGUCCUCCUGAGUGUUUUCGCUACAAAGGAACACUGGAUGUCCUCUACAAAAUUAUACAACAGGAAGGAUUUGCUAGGCUAUGGAGAGGCACAAAUGCUGGCCUUGCACUUGCAGUACCAACUGUAGGAAUUUACCUUCCUUGCUAUGACAUAUUCCGCAAUUGGUUUGAGGGAUACACGGCCAAAAGUGCACCAACAGCAACCCCAUAUGUACCUUUAGUGGCUGGUUCAUUGGCGCGUUCUCUAGCUUGUGCAACUUGUUAUCCUAUUGAACUUGCUAGAACUCGUAUGCAGGCAUUCAAGGAGACUCAAAUUGGUAAAAAGCCACCUGGAGUGUUCCAGACUCUCUUGGGUGUUGUCUCACAUGUGAAGAGUACAAACACUCCACAGAACAGUUUGCAAGGUUAUCGUGUUCUGUGGACUGGCAUGGGAGCUCAACUUGCCCGUGAUGUUCCUUUCUCUGCAAUUUGUUGGUCAACACUUGAACCAACUAGAAGGAAGCUUCUUAGUUUGGUUGGCGAUGAUGCCAAUGUAUUGAGUGUUCUUGGGGCAAAUUUUGCUGCUGGUUUUGUUGCCGGAACUUUAGCAGCUGGUGCUACAUGUCCGCUAGAUGUUGCCAAAACUCGAAGGCAGAUAGAGAGGGAUCCUGUUAGGGCAUUGACAAUGACUACAAGACAGACACUGAUGGAGGUGUGGAGAGACGGAGGUUUGAAAGGGCUUUUCACAGGGUUUGGUCCACGAGUUGGUCGGGCAGGUCCCUCCGUUGGAAUUGUGAUUUCAUUUUAUGAAGUUGUAAAGUUUGUUCUACAUCAUGGGUACGCAGCAUCAUGAUCGGGUUCUUAUUCUGCAUAUUUUAGUUUAAUUACCGAAGCGUCUUUAAUGAGAAUCUCUGGAGGUUGCGCAGCAAUUUUUUUGUGUGGAAUGGAGGUCUUUCCAAUACGUUCUGACCAUUAACAACAUACAUGAAUAGGAAUUGACCAGCGCAGAACAUGCGCCUAGGUUUUUGACAUUUUUUUUGGUAAUUUUGCUGGUUGUCCAGCAGAAAUUUUGUUACACUUGGGAUCGUCCCUGAAGUAAAAUAUUAAUAAAUUGAUUUUUCUU